Closterium sp. Yama58-4 is the source of this 2152-nucleotide messenger RNA. Lineage: Eukaryota; Viridiplantae; Streptophyta; Zygnematophyceae; Desmidiales; Closteriaceae. The record is from the annotation of a GenBank genome assembly.
AUCACUAACUUACAACUAUCUUUAUGGCUCGGUCCCUUCGUACCUCAUGAAUUUCCCAGCACUCACCGAACUGAGGUUGGAGUUCAACUACCUCACUGGUACCAUCCCAGGCAUGAGUACGGCCUUGAAAGUACUCAACUUUAAAAGAAACUACAUUACGAGCAUCGCCGCCCAUUCACUUGCCUUCUGCGCCGGCAGUCUUGCCUGCAUGACCGAUCCCUCCAAGUGCGCCAGUUAUGGGACAACCCAGCGACCCGCUGCUGACUGCGCCAUCUGUGGCACUACCAAUGCCAUCGCUCCCUUUUGCUUUGGCGCCGGUGGGGAGUGCAUGGUCGCAGCUGCUAGUAACAUUGCUGCCAAAAUACUGAAUUCAGGAUCGGUCACGCCUUUACCACCCAUGGUUUGCUCAGGUGGUAAUCUAACUGCCGUGCUAUCUACCAGCGCUGCAGCAAUGCUGUUGCUCAAGUCAUCACUGGGUGUGACGUUCACCUCGUGGGCAACAAGCGUGGGUUGCCAAGUCGCUGGCAAGCAGGCUGGCACACAGACCACGUGGUCUGGCGUGCUCUGUGGUGAUACUGGGGACGUGAUUUCAAUUUCGUUGGCGCAUCAGGGUCUAACGGGGUCUAUUCAUGCGGAAAUUUCCAAGCUCACCGCGCUCACUUACCUGGAUUUCGGCUACAACCUUUUCCAGGGCAGUCUUCAAGUGUUUGCCACUCCAAUAACAGGGAUGACGUCUUUGAAGGCGCUCUUCUUCAACAACAACUGGUUUGCGGGAACCAUCCCCUCCUUCAUUGCCUCCCUGCCACAGCUUACCACCCUCACUGCUGGCGCUCAAGUCAUCGCUGGGAGUGACCUUCACCUCGUGGGCAGCAACUGUGCCGCUGCUUCAACCUGGAUGGAACGGAUCAGAGGGGAGCAGAAGACUGCAGCAUGUGUGGGUCAACAAAAAAGAAGCUGGGUCCUCCCUCCUUCCCUCGCCAAGGUUCCCAACAGUGCUGCUGCCCCCACUCUCACCAUGACGUGUGCUGCCGUGCCGCUUGAUGCCACUUCUGUGGCGGCACUGCUGAAGGUGGGGGCGGCUCUUGGGGUGAGAGACACGGACUGGCGCAACGGCAGCAAGUGCAACAUUGAGGGGCAGAGCGCCAACCCCAAGUCGUUUCCGGGCAUGUGGUGCAACUCCAACGGCACCGUCCUCAACAUCACGUUGCCCAACAAGGCACUGAGGGGCAUCAUCCAUGCCGACAUCGCCAAGCUCACUGCCCUCUCCUACCUCGAUCUGUCCUACAAUCUCUUCUCUGGUCAGCUCUCCAAGUUCGUCUCCAACAUGCUGCCGCUCACUGCCUUGGCCACUCUGAACCUCAACUCCAACUAUCUCUACGACAGUAUUCCUUCGGCCCUGGUUAACAUGCCUCGACUCACAGAACUCCGGCUGUCAGCGAACUACCUGACGGGCACGCUGCCAGCCAUGGUCUCGCAGCUGCAAGUGCUGGCCAUCGCCAGCAACCUCCUGGCGGGCGCCUUCCCCACGCAGCCCUUCCAGCUGUGCGACAUCCGCAGCAACUGCCUCUCCUCGCCGGGCUCCUGCACCAACGAUGCCGGUGUGGCUCAGCGCACCUCCGGCUGUGCCUUCUGUGGCUCCGCCACGGGCGCCCCGCCUUUCUGUGCCGGCACCACCUGCACUCCCGAUGUCGCUGCUCGCCUUGCCGCUGGCACUGUGAACAACCUCACCUCCACCCUCCCAGCAAUGUUUUGCGAGGCCGUUGCAGUGGAUGACAACUCUGCGCUGGCGCUGCUGGCACUGAGGGCGGGGCUGGGCGUGAGUGCGAGCAGCUGGGCGGUGGACUCGCCCUGCACGCUGGCGGGCAACGCCCCCGCGGUGGACAGCUGGACGGGCGUCGUCUGCGACCUCUCGCGCCAAGUCCUUAGCCUGUGCGUGGGGGGUUCAUGUGUGUGUGGAGGGGAUACGUGUGGGUGGGCUAUGUGCAUGGGCUAUUUGCAUGGGAUAUGGGCGUGCACACAUGUGUUAUGUGCAGUGCAUGUGUGCGUGAUAUGUGCAUGUGCUGUGUGCAUGUGUGUCUGGUUGAUGUAUAUGUGCUAUGUGUAUGCAACGUGUGCUUUAUACGAGUGGGAGGUGCGUGCAAUGUUUGUUUAA